AUGCAACUUUGGGACUGAAAGCAUCGGACAUGGCUACAGCACAGUCAGUGUUCACAGUGGCUGUGAGCAUUCUGCUCAUCUCAGAGCUCAUCCUGGCUGAGAAAGACUACUACGAGAUCCUGGGGGUUCCCAAAGAUGCAUCUGACCGGCAGAUCAAAAAAGCCUUUCACAAACUAGCCAUGCGCUUCCACCCAGACAAAAACAAAAGCCCUGACGCAGAAGCAAAGUUCAGAGAGAUUGCUGAAGCCUACGAAACAUUAUCAGAUGACAACCGGCGGAAGGAAUAUGAUCAGACGAGAAGCCGUCCGUUCUCCGGAGGAGGCUCUGAGCACUUCCAUCAACACUUUAACUUCAACUUUGAAGAUGCAUUCAGACACAGUCCUCACUCUCACAACCAAAGACAUUUCCAGAGCCACUUUAAGGCCCAUGAGGAAGCACGCAGCAGGCACAGGAGGCACUUCCAGAGCUCUUUCGGUGGAGACAUGUUUGAUGAUGUGUUCCAAGACAUGGAGAGGAUGUUUUCUUUUAAUGGACAACAGACUCGGACCCAAGGCUCCAGCAGGCAGCACUGCAGGACUGUCACACAGAGAAGAGGAAACAUGGUUACUACAUACACUGAAUGCUCCUGAGCUCAUGUGGAAACUUCUUCCUGUUGUCUUGACUGAAACCUGAUGUUUUUUUUGUGUGUGUGUUUUGGAUUAGUUCUGAUGAUCUAUUAUCAAAUCGCACAUUAAUGGGAGAAACAUCCUGAAUCGGACUUCAUGGGUACUUCUCCAUCCACAAACAUAUUUAUAAUGAACAUAAAGGCCAUAAGAGAAGUUUUGAUUAACUGAGCCAUGAAUUUUCAAUUAUUUCAAAAAUGUCGUUAAUAAAUUAGUUAAUAAAUAUACAUUUAAAUGCAUGUUUAAAAACAUCAAAUACAUAUUUAUCAAGUUUACUUGUGCAUAUACAUAGAUACUGUAUCUUUACAUUGUAAUAAAAUAAUGCAAUGUUAUAAAA
Messenger RNA from Danio rerio (zebrafish), 999 nucleotides. It is a transcript of the gene dnajb9b, whose product is annotated as DnaJ heat shock protein family (Hsp40) member B9b. NCBI's taxonomy places the organism in Eukaryota, Metazoa, Chordata, Actinopteri, Cypriniformes, Danionidae. The record is from RefSeq and is marked predicted.